Messenger RNA from Pseudo-nitzschia multistriata, 6429 nucleotides. The record is from the annotation of a GenBank genome assembly. Lineage: Eukaryota; Bacillariophyta; Bacillariophyceae; Bacillariales; Bacillariaceae.
AAAGGAGACAAAAAAGAUUCUAGAAAGAGAMAAUAAAUCACAGYCUGACAACAAUGAUGAUGAUUCGGAUCAUCUUAUCGGAUUGUACCGGCUGCUUUUGGARUGGUCCGUGUCCUAUSAGACACCGCUUCCAUUCCAGCGAGCGAUCCAAGCGAAUCUGAAGAUGCUUGGGAUGACGUCGUCAGUGUUUCAAUCGGCAACUGAUGGGAUCACUGAAGCCAAAAAUCCAACUGGUGACAACAAGGCAACUAAAAUCUGCARGGACGUGAUGGCAUCGAUAUGGAACACACCCGAAAAGUGGCAAGAUCCGAUGCAUUCGCUGGAUGUUUCAGUCAAUUACGCUCCACUAAGGGAGAUAUUACAAAGGGAUGACACACUAUUCUUGAAUGCUCUAUCAUUUCUCGCUCGGUCUGAGACGGUAUCCACGGUUUUGGAAAAGUCCUCAUCCUCAUCGMCGUCUCGAGUGAUAGACGAUUCGCUGCGCAUUGUCAAUAUGCUGAAGAUUCUACUCGGCGGUAUGGGGAAUAAUGAACCGACGACGACAACAACAAAUUCCAUUAUGACACUCUUUGAAACUUUUGAAACCUUCGUUUUUGCGCUCUUGACCAACCCUAAUCUUCCGAGCGACGGAUUCAAUACGCUGGGAAUAUUGUACGGGAAGCUUCUCUUUUCCAGUAUUGAUUCCGAGGCGGAAGUGAUCCAGAUAUGCACAUCCACGGUUUCUGCAUUGGAUUCAGACACACAGAAAUUCCAAGGGCUUUCACCUCUGGCUCGAUUGUCGAUGGUACAAGGUAUGGCCGCCACAUUGGAUGCAGGUGUGUUGACAAUGGCCAGUAACGAUAAAGGUGCCUCCGCCCUAGAAGUUUGCUGGGAAUACUCCCUCCGAGUUGGUCAAACAUCGACAGAUCCGUUGGUACGAUGGGCUUCGAUCAAGGGACUUUCCACAUUAGCUAGCCGGUGGAAGCAACACCAAACUAAAACUAUUGACUUACAGAAAGAGACAGACCAGGAACAGCAAACGGAAUUCCAACGCGCAGAUUUGAUUGAAAAGACGCUCGACCUCGUCUUUGACUCCUGGGAAAACCCUCCUUUGCGAAAGUUAGGAACGGCCAUUCCUGGCCUCUUUAGGGCUUUAGUUCAGCUUGUGCCAAAACGCGAUCUAAGAGGGCUGUGCCAACAGGCUUUACAACAGCCAGCCAGCCGAAAAGGUCGUUACUUGGCGCUCGAAAUAUUGCUGCCUCAUAUGCCUAUUACAACCUCAAGCACGGAGACUAYAGAUCCUUCAUCGGCAAUGGCCAUACCCAUGGAAUCGCUUCUUGAAGGAAUCGGUGAUCGGGGUUCCAAUGCGGGAUCUAUUGCGAAUCUGUGGAUCAAGGUAUUGAAACGCGCAUGGGAAGAAAUUUCGUCCRAAACCUCUGCAAUAGAAGGGGUCGACAGCAACAGCGAAUCUUCUACCGAGAUCUGGAGAGAGUACUGGAUGCCUUCAUUUUGCCGAACAAUCCUCGAUCCGAGUCUAACCCGUCGAAAACAAGUUGUGGCGUUUUGUUUACCUCGCAUUGCGGAUUUGAUGAAGGAAUUCGAUGAUUUGAAAGACAAGCUGCCAGAAAUUUUCAUCGGGUUGCUCAAGGGGAUCGAUGGCUAUUCAGAGGAAAUGUCUAAUCGCAACAUGGAGACACUGGAUGAUGGUUUUGCUGAUCGUGUCCUCUGGGCUGAAUUAGAGAUUGUCAGGUAUUCUUCAGUGAUGAAAGUUUCGAGUGAAAGGUUGAAUAGAGUCAUAGCGAGCUGUCUCGAAAAGGAGAAGUUUCGAUUUGCUUUGAUUCAUUCUCUACCCUUUAUUCGCAUCGUUGCAUUCAGAGCAAUGAAAUGUGUCGUUUCAUCCUACGGAUGCACUAAUGCAAUCCCAGAGGAAGUGGCAAUGUGGCGAUAUGCACUCCCGUAUUCGAUAAAAACAAACGAAAGCAAGGAAUAUCUAUCGAACUUUCUUCAGUGUCUCGUCAAUUUUCUAGAUCGCUUAUCUGCGUGGGAAGCCACAGCCAAUGAUGGCGAUUCAUCAAAAUGCGGUUUGCAACCGAUUUUCCAUGCUUUUGUGAUCGAGUUUCUAAUUGAUGAUGUAAUUCUCGAUAAGGGUUGCUAUCCUGGCACAAUUGCGGAUAAGGAGGUAUUUGCAGUGUCCCUUCUAGAUUGCCUACUUGCAUUUGCGCUUCAAGAUGAAACUUUCAGUGGAGAGAAUACAACGAUGAAGAAAAAUGCAGUUUUCAAUCGAAAAAGACUACCAAACGARGAUGCUACCAUGGACGAUAUACUGAGAGCAUUAGUGAGGCGAGAUGUGUUGUCAUCUUUGUUCGGACUAUUGCAUUCAAUUUGGGACGGUACGCGUUCUGUGACUUUCAAGUACUUGGAAAAAUUAGUGGUCGCUAGUCAAUCGAAAAACGUGGCUCUCGCAAAAGAAUUCAGUGACAAAAACGAGAGAAAGUCCAUUCUCGCUCGAGGUAUCUAUCUUGCAUCUUCCCCUCGUCAAAGGGAAUCCGAUACCGGAGCUCGCAUGCUUGGGUUUUUGUAUGCUUCCACGAAAGUAAGGACCGAAAAACAUUCCUUUCUGGAAAAARUUGUCAGCUUGUCCAUGGAUCGUGUUUCGUCGAUGAGAAGUACGCUCAAUGAUAUCCUGGUUGGAAAGUCGGCAUCGUCGGAUGGUUCUUGCCUGCCCCUUGCCCACGGWUUGGUUCACGCYACUCGCCUGUGUAUCGAGCAUGACGAAUUCGAGAGAAGAUUGCUAUCGAUGACUGCAAGUGAAACGAAUGUCAACCUGAAUGAAUCCAUGAUAGAAGUGUUUUGCAAAGCACUUCAGCUUUCGCUAUCUGUUGUCGCAGACGUACGAGAAGGGGAAACGGUUGAGGGCAUAGACGAGGAAGCACUUUUCGGCACGAAUAGUGGGCAAGAAACAGACUCGACACCGCUCAAUGUCAACACSGGGGCGAUUGGUGCAAACGGAACUUUUUCUUCGGUUUCUACUGCAGACAUGGAAGAAGCAAGAGCGCGUCUUGCUAUGCAGAGAGUAGUGGUACGUUUGCCUUGCCCUCACCAAAUCUAGCAUUUURAAAAUCUCUUUUGGACAUUCUCACACCUGUUCUCAAAUUGUUUGUCUUAAAAACAUAGGUCGGAAGCUGGCUAUUGACAAAGGAGACGUGUGCCGCAAUAGCCUCCGUAAUCACAACGGAAGGGUAUACAGCUUCGYACCAUCUCGUGUCCAAGGUAGGGCAGCUUYUGCUGAGCACGCUGACAACCCUGAAGCACGCAGGCGCGGCGUUUGCUGCCCGAGAUGCGCUCCAACAAAUCGCCACAAGUUGUCUCAAGCCAAACCAUCCGUCGGACGUUCGGUCCCUUCCCAGCGUCUGGUCGYACCGUCUCAUUGACGAGAUUUCACUGAACGAAAAAGUUCGAAAUUCCACUCUUCGAAGAAGCACUGGGUAUGCACUGGGAUUUCUUGCCAUCAUGAGGGCUGAUGUUAGCAAUAAAUCCGAUUCGUCUGUCUUGUCUACCCCUUUGUUGAAGCAGCUUUUGAUGCUCUCUUUGCCACCCGAACAGAGAAUCGACGAAGCCUUUGCAAAACUGAACAUGGCCGAACAGCAAGCUGAUCGAAGCAAAAUGUUUGUUUAUGCCUCGACCACGGAURGCAACCGGCACUAUGUACCGGACGAUCAAUACGAGGUGAGUUACGUUGUGUUAUCCAUCGUGUCGUCUUUUCGGCCAUGGUUCGAAAKUUUUUUAACUAACGAUGCCGUCUCMAAAACUCGUUUGUCUAGGCCCGAUGCCGGGUUCACGCACUGAACGUYCUCAGGAUGAUCAUACUGGACGCACCCCUGGCAUCCGUGAUCGGCCCGUUUGUUGGAGAUGCCAUCAUCUCGGCGAUUCUUGGAUACGACGACCCGUCGUGGGCCAUCCGAAAUUCUUCCACAAUGGUCUUUGCGGCCGCAAUGCUGCGGGUCGUGGACUCGGACAAGAACGCCUCGAACAGCGACAAGACCUCGAGCAACGCAAUCACGCUGGCGGAAUUGCUCCGGCGCUACCCCCCGCUCGCCACGUUCAUUCCUUCCGUUCUCCGGACCUGCCUGGAAGAGAUGGAGGGCAGGGGAACCGUCAAGUCCGAGAUGUUUCCACUCCUGUUGAUGCUGUCGAGGGUGCAACCGGUCGUUGGCUCCGGCACCAAGGCAUCGGACGGCUUCGUUCCGCUUCUCUUCAGGUGCGUCGGGAGCAAGGACCACGGGAUUCGGCACGCGGCCGCACGAUCCGUCGCAAACCUGAGCUCCGGAGCCACCGGCACUGCCCUCCUGUCGGACUGCAAGCGGCGGGUGAAGGAGCUCUCGGGCGACCAAACCCCCGAUUGGAACCUUCUGGACGGGGUUUUGUUGGUGAUGGAGUCUCUGGGCCUGUCCUCCGAACGGGAGCUYCUCGAUGCCGAAACGCAGGGGAAUCUSUUUGGCAUUGUGGAUUCGAUGCGAGUCCCUCCGCCKUGCCGGUCCACCGCCCUGGCAAUCCUGCUCGCRUCGCCCUUUGCCGACACCGACGCCACGAUCUCGGCCUGCGAGAAAAUUUCCCGGGACGAGAGCAUGCAAGGCUCGAUCGGAGGAAGUCUCCUGUACAAGACGGCGUCCGAGGGACUCUGCCGGUUCUACCAAAGCCAUUUGUGGGAGGCCGCGGGCGAAUCCGGUCUCGAKCGGUGCCUGUCGAAGCUGGAAGCCGUCUUYGUCAGCGACAUCAUUGACGUGCGGCUCCACGCCGUKAAGGUCUUCAAGAAGGGCAUCUACGACRGCCUCGACCGGCUGUCGGCCMCGAACAAAACGGGGCAAAGCCCGCUGUCCGGGGCGUCGGCCACCCUCAACGGGCUGGCGAAGAUGCUGCUGGACUGCGCUGCGUCCGAGCUCGGCCGCGGCAUGGCGGAAGCCACCGGGUCCCACGUCCCGACCCUCCGGCGGCUCUCCCGGUGUUUCCUGGAAACCGUCGGGUCCGCCCMRGGGGGAGCCCUUCCGUCGCUGGACCACGGGCUCCUCUGGUCGGUCUCCCGCGAGAUCACGGAKCGAGAGUCCUCCUUCCUGGCCGCUGCGGAAGACACCGGCUGCCUCGAGUCCAACGGCGGAAACCUGCUGUCGGGCAACGCGGUGGAGAUGAUGUCCGUCUCGAUUUCCCUCGGGCGGGCUUCGGGGGCCUUGCGCACGUGCGAGACCUGCGAGCGGACCAGGAUCCUGGAGGGGGUGGUAMGAGGCCUGAACGAUCCCAGCGGCUCCUGGAGRUCGAGGCACAGCGCGGCGCUGGCACUGAAAACCUGCUGCGAGGCGCUGUCGGGCCCYGGGUUCGGGGAAAGCGACGUCCCCGGCCUCGAAGCCCUGCGGAGAAGCCUGAGGGGGACCCUCCUGGAAUUCCUCCAGGAUUCCGAUCCCGACGUCCGGGCCGUAGCGGUCCGGGCCGCCGCGGGGUUUGCCGGCGUUGGCGUUGGCGUUGGCGUCGGUCCUUCGGCUGCUGCUGCUGCUUCGCCGCCUCCCGCCCACCACCUCCUGCUCCCCGAGUGGACGCUCGAGCGGGCCUUUCCCUCGGCCUUUUGCCCCYGCGGGGAUCUCGUGGAAGACAAGCGGUCCGCGGCGGGGGUCCUGCUGGGGAUGGUCCUCGGCCACUGCGGGGGCCUCUCGGGGGCGGUGGGGGACGCCMUGGACGAGUUYCGCCACACCGACCGGCUCUGGGAGGCCAAUGGCGAYGCCRAUGGCGAYGCCRAUGGCUGGGAGGCCUUCCGGACGGGCCUGGUCAACGCCAACACCACCCGAAAGAUCUUCGAGGACGAGGACCCGAACCCGUACAGGGAACGGAUCCUGUGGGACCAGCUCGCGGUCCGGUCCCUCCUSGRYCUGGCCRCCCCUCCCGGCGGUGGCGGCCUCUUGCUCGGGAACCCCGCGAAGGACGUCCUGGAGCGGUGCGGUUCCGUCCUUUCCGUCCUGGCCGGGAGCGAGGCCGGCGCCGGCCUUUUCCACGAGCCCACGCGGGUUCCGUCCGUCUUUCCCGCCCUCCACGGACUCCUCUGUGCGAGCGCCGCCUGCCUGUGCCUGGAGGGGUCCGGGAAUCCGGAAUCCCCMMCGACCGAGGGGCCCUKRRAARRGGUCCGGGCCUCCGCCGCGAAGCUCGCCGCCAUGGACGGGGGCCGCCGGUGCCUGCAGCCGGACGUCGCCACGGCCCUGAACGUCCUCGGCCAAUCCCGGCCCAUCCGAUCCGAAGACGUCGGGAGCCUCUUGUUCCUCCUGAAACACGCCGAGAACUGAUCGGAUCGGAUCGGAUCGGAUCGGAUCGGAUCGGAUCGGAUCGGAUCGGAUCGGAUCGGAUCGGAUCGGAUCGGAUCGGAUCGGAUCGGAUCGGAUCGAAUCAAGGGCUCUGGGUGCCAACCAUUAACCA